GUCGUCCAACCGGAGCUGCUGCUGCUGCAAUGAAACGUGAUUCCUCUGUUUGUCUUUGCAGCCCUGCCCCGAGUUAAAGGCCUACGACUACUUUAACCCAAAUAUCUGCUCUGGAAGCGAACCCGGAGAAGCCUCCUGGCUUCGGAUCGCCGUUUUACCUCCGUUCAGACUACCGGAGAGCCGACGGGAGCUGCGUUUGGUCUGUUUGAGUCGCAGCCGUGUCGCUUUCGGCAUGCCUCUCCACAGCAUCUGGCCCCUGUGUAGGAUGUUUUCUCAGGUCUGAGAAAAAGGCGGCGCGAUGGGAAACGAGGACAGCCUUGAAGAUGUGUUUGUUGCUGUCAUUCGUCCAAAGAGUCAAGUCAGCCUGAGCUCCAAGGAAUACAGAGCCAAAGCCUAUGAGAUCCUACUGAAAGAAGUGCCUUUGGAGGGGAAGGAGAAGAAAAGAAAGAAAGUCCUUCUGGCGACAAAGAUCAAAACAGGAGGAGACAAAUCCAAAUCCAUAUUGGAUUAUGUUGACGAAACGAUCCGACCGAUCUCCAAUAACCAAGGCUUCAUUGGUAAGCGUGUGGUGCAUAUGAAGAAAUUUACUCUUGAAGGUGACAAUGAAGGAAAAGAAGCUUCACUUUUUGUUGUGCCAGUCAGUGUUAAAGACAACAGCAAGCCUGUCCAUAGUCCUGGGUGCCCCAACUUCUACUGCUUCCAGGACAUCAUGAGAGUGUGCAGUGAGACCAGCACUCACUUCUGCUCCAUCACCUCCAGGAUGCUGCUGGCCUUAGACAAAUGGUUAGCAGAGCAGCACACCGUGCCUCACGCCAUCCCGGCUCUGUUCAGGCCGGCGCCUGUGGAGCGGGUGAAGACCAACGUCAGCAACCCGGCCUACAGCAGCGAGGGCAAACUGAGCGACGAGGGGCUGCACAUGGGAUACACGGCUCUGGAGAUCAAGAGCAAGAUGAUGUCCUUGGAGAAGGCAGACAUGUGCAUCCUGAAUCCACUCUAUGGCUCUGAUCUGCAGUAUACCAACCGGGUAGACAAAGUUAUCAUCAACCCGUACUUUGGCCUCGGAGCACCAGACUACUCCAAGAUCCAGAUCCCCAAGAGGGAGAAAUGGCAACAUGGCCCCAACUGUGUGGCAGAAGACAAGGAGCGUCAGUGGGUGGACGACUUCCCUCUCCAUCGCAGUGCCUGUGAAGGAGACACCGAGCUGCUCUCCAAGCUUCUGGACAGCGGUUUCUCAGUGAAGCAGCUGGACAGCGACCACUGGUCUCCCAUCCACUAUUCCUGCUGGCACGGUAAAGUAGAGGCGACCAAGCUGCUGCUGGAGAAAGGUAACUGUAAUCCAAACCUGCUGAACGGCCAGCUCAGCUCCCCUCUGCACUUUGCAGCCAGAGGAGGCCACGCAGAGAUCGUGCAGCUCCUGCUGCAGCAUCCAGAGAUCGACCGGCACAUAGAAGACCAGCAGAAGCGAUCGCCGCUACAAGUGUGCGAGGAGAACAAACAGAACGAGUGGGAGGAGACGGUGAAACUUCUGCAGCAAGCCAACAGCAAACCAUAUGAGAAGGUGCGUAUCUACCGCAUGGACGGCUCAUAUCGCUCUGUGGAGCUGAAACACGGCAACAACACGACUGUGCAGCAGAUCAUGGAGGGAAUGCGUCUUUCUCAGGACACCCAGCAGUACUUCACCAUCUGGAUCUGCUCAGAGAACCUCCACCUGCAGUUGAAGCCGUACCACAAGCCCCUGCAGCACCUGCGCAUCUGGACGGAGAUCGUGACGGACCUGACGGUGCUGGAUCCUCAAAGGGAGACACCUCAGCUCUUCCUCCGCAGGGACGUCCGGCUGCCUCUCGAAAUUGAGAAAAAGGUGGAGGAUCCACUUGCCAUCCUGAUCCUGUUCGACGAGGCCCGUCACUGCCUCCUCAAGGGCUUCUUUCCUGCUCCAGACAGCAAGCUGAUCACACUGGCCAGCCUCCUCCUGCAAAUCAUCUACGGCAACUACGAGAGCAAGAAGCACAAGCAAGGGUUCCUCAAUGAGGAAAACCUCAAAUCAAUAGUGCCGAUAUCUAAGGUGAAAAGCAAAGCGUACCACUGGACCAACAGGAUUCUUCAUGAAUACAAAGCCCUGAGCACCAGUGAGGGGGUGAGCAAAGAGAUGCAUCACCUGCAGCGACUCUUCCUGCAGAACUGCUGGGACAUCCCGACCUACGGAGCAGCGUUUUUCACCGGCCAGGUCUACACCAAGGCCAGCGCUAGUAACCACAAAGUCAUCCGUGUCUACGUCGGGGUCAACACGAAGGGGCUGCACCUCAUGAACAUGGAGACCAAGGUCCUGCUCAUCAGUUUAGAGUACGGCACAUUCAUGUGGCAGCUGGGACACGCUGAUCAGUACUUCCAAAUACACAGCGGUGACAAUAAAAUGAACUUCAUUGUGCACACAAAACAGGCUGGCCUUAUUGUGAAGCUUUUAAUGAAACUGAGCGGACAGAUGACUCCAAACGACAAAGGCACAACAGACAAAUAUGCAUAUGGCUGAGAACUGUUGAAGAAACCACAGCUGCCAAAGAUCUCCGACUCUUCGUACUGACCAUCACCUGACUGCAAUAACUCUGGACGGAGAGUUGGCCUCUCCACAAACGCCUCAUUUUGUUAAACAGCCUUAGUGAGAUCUUUCACGACUUUACAUUGUGCAUUUUGAUGAGUCACACAUUUUGGCUGCGUGUAAAUAUGUUUAUUAUUUAAUGUUUGUUUUAUUAAACGGAUUGAUGUAUGAACGA
Stegastes partitus (bicolor damselfish) is the source of this 2768-nucleotide messenger RNA. It is a transcript of the gene krit1, whose product is annotated as KRIT1 ankyrin repeat containing. Gene Ontology annotation, molecular function: protein binding. Gene Ontology annotation, cellular component: cytoskeleton; plasma membrane. The coding region runs from base 299 to 2527 and encodes 742 amino acids. The record is from RefSeq and is a predicted model, not a curated record. Gene Ontology annotation, biological process: negative regulation of angiogenesis; regulation of establishment of cell polarity; cell redox homeostasis. NCBI's taxonomy places the organism in Eukaryota, Metazoa, Chordata, Actinopteri, Pomacentridae. The transcript is spliced from 17 exons.